Messenger RNA from Labeo rohita (rohu), 1671 nucleotides. Its product is annotated as sialoadhesin-like. The transcript is spliced from 8 exons. The record is from RefSeq and is a predicted model, not a curated record. Lineage: Eukaryota; Metazoa; Chordata; Actinopteri; Cypriniformes; Cyprinidae. The coding region runs from base 10 to 1548 and encodes 512 amino acids.
AUUGUAUGUAUGAAUUUACACAAAGUGAAGAUCAUGAACUCCAGGCUCUCACCUCUGAUCCUGCUGCUGCUCAUUCCAGGCACUGCAACAUUGAACCGGAUCUCUGUGACCUGUAGUCAACAGAGUAUUUGUGCUGUGAAGGGGACAGAAGUGACACUGAAGUGCUUUUACUCCAACAUCAACAUCAAAACUGUGUUCUGGUUCAGUGAGAAACAAAGUACAAACUGGAGAAAAAACAAUGAACCUGAAGAUUUGAUUUUAGACUCAGACUACUCAGGACGAGUGAAACAUCAGAUCUCAAACAGCUCUUCAACACUCACAAUAUCAGACGUGAGAGAGAGAGACUCUGGAGAAUAUCAGCUCAUGUUCAUCAUGAAUGACGGAGUUAAACAUCUCAGCUCAGCAGCCGUCAGUCUAACAGUCACAGUCCUAGAGGUGAGGAUGAAUCCUGUAUCUACAAACUUGACAGAUGAGAGAGUAGAACUGACCUGUGACACUUCCUGCACUUUGACCUCUGGAGUUCGGUAUUACUACUGGAUUAAGAAUGGACAAUAUUCCACAUAUACAAACUCCCCCAACAUGUUUGUGUCAAUCAGUAGAGAUGCUGGCAGCUUUUCCUGUUCUCAUAAAGACCUUAAACAUCGCUCCUCUUCUGUGUGUGUUUCUCAGAGAGGCUGCUGGGAUGUGACUUACACCUCUACAAGAGUCUGUGCUUUGGUGAACUCAACAGUAGACAUUUCCUGCACAUACUCACAUCCCUCCGGUCAUACUGUAAAUAAAACAUUCUGGCAUCGUGUUCAGCGUGGUGAUAUCAGUGAUCUGCGUGAGGAGCAUCAGUUUGCUGGUCGUGUGGAGUAUGUGGGGAACAAACUGAGAAUCAAAGAUCUCAAGAUCAGUGACUCUGGAGAAUAUCGAUUCAGAUUCAUCACUGACAAAACAAGUGGCAAAUAUUCUGGAUCACCUGGAGUCAUUCUUACUGUUACCGAUACACAGGUAACAAGCAGCCCAGACGCUGUAUCAGGAAGACAAAAAGUCAUAUUAAGCUGUUUAACUAAAUGCACUCUGAACAACAAACAUACUUACAUCUGGUACAAGAAUGGUCAACAGGUAACAGAUGGAUUCACUAAAGUCAACAAGCUGUACUUGGACUCAGUCAGCAAUGAAGAGCUUCAACAGUAUUCCUGUGCUUUAGAAGACCAAGAGGGGAGCACAGCACUACGAAACACUGUUGUCAUACUGUGUGUUGUUUUGAUUCUCGCUCUGAUAGGAAUCCUGUGGUAUAGUUGUGUUUCUUUAAGGAGGAGAAGGUGUACCUUGUCUAAAACUCACAAGACUGAAAAGGGGGAGGAGGAGGUUCAGAAUGACUCAGUGUACAAUAACACUGCAACCUCUGACCACACACAGAAAGCAGAUGCCGACAAUCAAGACAUUCAUUACUCCAGCAUUAGUUUUAAAACAAAAUGCACAUCCCCAGUACCCACCGAUGAAUAUCAAACAGAGACCAUAGAAACAGAGACUGUCUACUAUGCCACUGUAAGGUCCAAAUAACAUGCUGUUGCCCUUAAGUGAGCUAAUCAUGCUAUUGUAUUCAGAAUGUCAAAAUUGUAUAUGCGUUUUUCUCAUGUAUCACUCUUUCUAAUUGCAUAAUAAAAUAAUUACAGCACAAAUCGG